AUGCAUCGUAGUGACAAUUUUCCAGUCGGUGAAAUUGUCACUUCACGCCGAAAUCACCAUUAUAUCAUUGGGUUAUUGUUACAUGUUUUGUAUUUCACUUACCUUUUGUUUGGUCACUUGAGAUUAAAUCAUGUCAUUCUUUUCACAGACUAUUGUCCAAAAUACACUUCACCUGAAGCAUGCCAACAGGCAACAACAUCGGAUAUAACUUGUUUUUGGUGUGAUAAUGCGAAGCUAUGCAUUGAUAGUACUGACAAGGAUGCUCAUAACAUGAAAGUUACUAAGUGCCGUGUCAAGCAUAACCCAGAAGUGAACGAGUUGAGUACACAAACACCCACCAAACACAUUGAAGAAACUGAUCAACACUCG
Molecule: messenger RNA, 369 nt
Organism: Schistosoma intercalatum
Lineage: Eukaryota; Metazoa; Platyhelminthes; Trematoda; Strigeidida; Schistosomatidae
Source: the annotation of a GenBank genome assembly